Strongyloides ratti is the source of this 3306-nucleotide messenger RNA. Its product is annotated as Importin-5. Lineage: Eukaryota; Metazoa; Nematoda; Chromadorea; Rhabditida; Strongyloididae. The record is from RefSeq and is a predicted model, not a curated record. Gene Ontology annotation, cellular component: cytoplasm; nucleus. The transcript is spliced from 2 exons. Bases 1 to 3306 code for a protein of 1101 amino acids. Gene Ontology annotation, biological process: protein import into nucleus. Gene Ontology annotation, molecular function: nuclear import signal receptor activity.
AUGGCAGAUUUGGAUCAAUUUUAUGAACUGAUUAAAAGAAUCCUCUGCACAGAUAAUGAAAUUCGCAAGGAAGCUGAGACUGCGUAUGAAGGAAUAUCAAUUCUUUUAAGAUGUCAAUUACUUUUCCAAUUAUAUUCAAAAGCUGAUUGUGAAACAGAGUCUCGUAAUAUGGCUCUCGUUUUGUUACGUCGUCUUCUAGUUAAUUCUUAUAAUGAGAUCUCCAGAGCUUUAGGUAACAAUGGAGUGGAAGAGUUUAGAGACAAACUUUUGGAAGCUGCAACUCUUGAAAAUAAUAAUGGUUUAAGGAAAAGACUUAUUGAAGUUAUUGCAGAAUUUGCUAAAGAAGGUAUUGAUGCAGAAACAUUAUCUCAAACAUGGGAUAAGGUUCUUAAGUUUAUUGCUCAUGUUCCUACUGCUUCACCUGAAUUAAGAGAAGCUGCUAUGUUAUUGAUUGAAAAUGUACCAAAUAUUUUUGGGGAACAAAUGCCAAACUAUAUUGGUGAUGUUAAAACAAUCUUCAGUUCAUGUUUAAGUUAUGGUGAAAAUUUAUCAACUGUUCGAGUUUCUGCAGUCAAAGCUUUUGUAUCAUUUGUUGUAGAACAUGAAGGUUUACCAAAGAUAAUUCAACCACUGUCUGAUCAAAUACCAGCAAUCAUUGAAAUCUGUAAAUGUACUAUUGAUGCUGGUGAUGAUGAUGCAACAGUCAUACAAAAUUUAUGUGAUGUUGUUGCUGCAACACCAAAAUUAAUAAAUCCCCAUCUUAAUUCACUUUUGGAAUUUUGCCAUAAUACUUGCCUUCGUGGUGAUAUUGAUUCCUCCUUCAGACAUAGUGCUUUAGAAGUUAUGGUUGCUUUUACUGAAUCUAGUGCAAGUGUUAUUAGAAAAAGAGCUGCACCAGUAAUACCUGAAAUGGUUAGAAUUUGUAUGACUUUUAUGACCAAUAUUGAUGACGACAUUUCCGAUUGGUGUUUUAAUGACUCUCCUGAUAUUGGUGAUGAUGAAGAGGAAGAUUAUAGCGUUGGUGAGUCAUCUCUUGAUAGACUAUCAUGUGCACUUGGUGGAAAAUCUCUCCUUCAACAUUUACUUGGACUUGCUAGUGAAUAUCUCAAAUCAAAUGAUUGGAAACACCGUCAUGCUGCUAUUAUGGCUAUCUCUGUUUCCGGUGAAGGAUGUAAAAGGCAAAUGGAACCACAUAUUGAAAAUGUUGUAAACACAAUUUUACCAUAUCUUAAGGAUGAACAUCCUCGUGUUAGAUAUGCUGCUUGUAAUGCUAUAGGACAAAUGUCAACUGACUUUGGUCCAACACUUCAAAAGAAAUGUCAUAACGUUGUUGUUCCAGCUCUUCUUGAGACAUUAACAGAUCUAGGUAAUCCACGUGUUUCUGCUCAUGCUGGUGCUGCUUUAGUCAACUUUUCUGAAGAAUGCCCAAAGAAUAUUAUAUCUAUUUACCUUACUGAUGUCAUCGCUAAACUAGAAUUUGUCCUUGAAAAUACUUUUAGACAAUUACUAGAAAAGGGUAAAAAGAUUGUUCUUGAGCAAGUUAUUACAACUGUUGCUUCUGUUGCUGAUGCUGCAAAAGAACAAUUUAUUGCUUAUUAUGAUAGGCUUAUUCCACCAUUGAAAUAUAUCCUUAAAAAUACAACUGCUCCAGAGUAUAAAAUUUUACGGGGAAAGACUAUUGAAUGCAUAUCUUUAAUUGGUCUUGCUGUAGGUGCCGAAAAAUUUGAGCCUGAUGUUAAUGAAAUUAUGGAAGUUGUUUUGACAACACAAAAUGAAGAGACUGUUCCUGAUGAUCCAUUAGUCUCAUAUAUGAUUAGUUCAUGGGCCAGAAUAUGUAAGAUUCUUGGAGAGAAAUUUGGUAGAUUUCUUCCAAUGGUCAUGCCAGCUGUUAUGAAAGCUGCUUCAGUUAAACCUGAUGUUAUGUUAUUUGAAGAUGAUACAAAUUAUGGUGUUGGUGAUAGUGAAAACUGGAGUUUUAUGAAUAUUGGUGAUAAUCAAUCACUUGGAAUUAAAACUAGUGGAUUAGAAGAAAAAGCUACAGCUUGUGAGAUGAUUGUUUGUUAUGCUCGUGAAGCUAAGGGUGCUUUCAUUGAGUAUGUUGAACCAGUUAUGGAAUUAAUGUUGCCAUUACUUAAAUUUAUGUUUCAUGAUGUUGUUAGAAUGUCUGCAGCUGAAUGUAUGCCUGUUCUUUUGGAAGUUGCUUUACCAAAAGGAGCAGAAUACGUUAAAAAGAUGUGGGAAACAAUUCUUCCAGCCAUGCAAGAUGCUCUAAAAGAUGAAAGAGAUAGUGAUGUUGUUGGAACUUUUCUUGAAGAACUUGGACAAUGUGUUGAAAUAAUUGGACCAAAUGUUGUUACACCUCGUGAAAUAGAUAUCAUAACAACAAUCAUCAAUGAACAAAUGGAAGAAUAUAAGAAAAGAAAAGAGUUGUAUGAAGAAAAUUUGAAAGAUGAGGAUGCAGAUGAGGAAUCUCAAGAACAAAUUGAUGAUUAUCUUGAAAAUGAGACAACUAUUCUUGGAAAAAUAUCUGAUAUUAUUCAUUCACUUUUCAAAACAUUUGGAACUCAAUAUCUACCAUACUUUGAAAAGAUAGGAAAACAUUUUGCUGAUAUUAUUAUUGAUAAGAAAAGACAAUUUUAUGAAAGACAAUGGGCUAUUUGUGUGUUUGAUGAUGUAAUAGAAUAUGGUGGACCACAAAGUUUACAAUAUCAAGAAGUAUUUCUUCAACCAAUUCUUGAUUAUCUUGAAGAUGAGUAUCCAGAAAUUCGUCAAGCUGCUGCUUAUGGUUGUGGUAUGAUGGCAUUAAAAGGUGGACCAGGUUAUGCUGAACCAUGUCGUCAAGCUCUACCACGUCUUAUCAAUAUCAUUCAAAGAACUGAAUCUCGUAGUACUGAGGAGGAGUGUGCUGCAACAGAGAAUGCUAUAUCAGCUGUAGCAAAAAUUUUAAAAUGCAACUCAAGUUUAGUGAAUAUAAAUGAUAUGAUACCACUCUUUUUAUCAUGGUUACCUAUAUGGGAAGAUGAGGAAGAAUCACCAUUUGUUUAUGGAUAUUUGUGUGAUUUAAUUGAAUCAAAUCAUCCUUUGGUUGUUGGUGAGAAUAAUAGUAAUAUACCAAGAUUGAUUUAUAUUAUUACUCAAGCUUUUGUCAAAGGAGCAUUCCCUGAAGGUAAUGAAGUUGAAGAAAUUAAAAAUAGAUUAUUAAAUAUUCUUAAGUCAGUUAAAGCUAAUGCUGAGUUGUUUAGUGCUGCUGUUGGUGCAGCAAAUUUAAGUGAAGAUCAGAAAUUAUUUUUACAAGGAUCUUUAUAA